CCAGGCGGAACUGUUUUCUUGCUGGUUACAGUGUUUGAGGGUUAAGUGCUGCCAGAGAAAUCACCAAGGAGGAGGCGUCUGUGUUUAGAAGGUGGAAAGUCAGAAGACUUCAAGAGUAUUGUCCUUCCUGUUACUGGUGGUCUGUAGCCAGAUAAUUCUGAUUGACCCUGACAGGAUUUUCUAAGAGUUCCACGUUUCUUUGAUCAAAUCCCAAGGAGAUAAGUUUUUCAUUUUCUUGAAAAAAAGGCAAAAAAUUUGUAACCAGUGGUAUUUACCAUCAUGGAGACCAAGAGCCCUAACAAUCCUCAGGAAAGACCCACACCCGCUACUAAUGGGAGGGCUUCAGUGGAAGACAAUAAAUUGUUGAUUAAAGCUACUAAAAAGGAAGACAUUGAGUGGAUCCAGCAAUUGCUAAAAAAAGGGGCUGAUGUCAAUUUCCAGGAUGAAGAAUGGGGCUGGUCACCUUUGCAUAAUGCAGUGCAAAGUGGCAACGAGGACAUUGUGAAUCUUCUGCUUAAUCAUGGUGCUGAGCCUUGUCUGCGGAAGAGGAAUGGAGCCACUCCCUUCAUACUUGCUGGCAUCGCUGGAAAUGUGAAGGUGCUCCAACUUUUACUUCCGAAAGUAGCAGAUGUCAACGAGUGUGAUGUUCAUGGCUUCACAGCUUUCAUGGAAGCCUCUGUGUAUGGUAGAGUCGAAGCCUUAAGGUUCCUGUAUAACAAUGGAGCAAAGGUGAAUUUGCAUCGAAAGACAAAGCAGGAUCAAGAGAAGAUUAGGAAAGGAGGGGCCACUGCUCUCAUGGAUGCUGCUGAAGAAGGGCAUGUAGAUGUCGUGAGGAUCCUCCUUCACGAGAUGGGGGCAGAUGUCAAUGCCCGAGACAAUAUGGGCAGAAAUGCUUUGACCUAUGCUCUUAUGAACUCUGAUGAUGAGAAGGUGAAGGCCAUUACUCGCCUUCUGCUGGACUGUAAGGUUGAUGUCAGUGUGAGGGGGCAAGGAAGGAAGACGCCCCUGAUCCUGGCAGUGGAAAAGAAGAACCUGGGUUUGGUGCAGAUGCUUCUGGAACAAAAACAUAUAGAGAUCAAUGACACAGACAAUGAGGGCAAAACAGCACUGUAUCUUGCUGUCGAACUCAAGCUGAAGGAAAUCGCCCAGUUGCUGUGCCACAAAGGAGCCAGAACAGAUUGUGGAGACCUUCUUGCCAUAGCAAGGCGCAAUUAUGACCAUGACCUGGCAAAGUUUCUUUGCCAGCAUGGAGCCAUAGAAGAUUUUCACCCUCCUGCUCAAGACUGGAAGCCGCAGAGCUCACGUUGGGGGGAAGCCCUGAAACAUCUCCACAGGAUAUACCGCCCUAUGAUUGGUAAACUUAAGAUCUUUAUGGAUGAAGAAUAUAAAAUUGCUGACACUUCUGAAGGGGGCAUCUACCUGGGGUUCUAUGAAGACCAAGAGGUAGCUGUGAAGCUAUUCUAUGAAGGCAGCACACGUGGACAAAAUGAAGUCUCCUUGUUGCAGAGCAACCGAACCAACAGUAAUGUGGUGACAUUCUAUGGCAGUGAGAACUACAAGGGCUCUCUGUACGUGUGCCUCGCCCUGUGUGAACACACACUGGAGAAGCACUUGGCCGACCACAGAGGGGAGGCUGUGCAAAACAAGGAAGAUGAGUUUGCUCGAAAUGUCCUCUCAUCUCUAUUUAAGGCUGUUGAGGAACUACACCUGUCUGGAUACACUCACCAGGAUCUGCAGCCACAAAACAUGUUAAUAGAUUCCAAGAAUGGUGCUUGGCUGGCAGAUUUCGAUAAAUGCAUCAAGUGGACUGGAGAUCCACAGGAAAUUGAGAGAGAUCUAGAGGCCCUGGGACGGCUGGUCCUGUAUGUGGUAAAGCAGGGAGACAUUCCUUUUGAGAGGCUGAAGGAUCUAAGAACUGAAGAGUUGAUUCAACGUUCUCCAGAUGAGGAAACUCGGGACCUCAUUCAUCACCUGUUCUUCCCUGGGGACAAUGUGAAGGCCCAUCUGAGUGGCCUGCUGGGUCAUCCUUUCUUUUGGAGUUGGGCGAGCCGCUACAGGACCCUUAGGAACGUGGGAAAUGAAUCUGACAUCAAAACGAGAAAUGCUAAUGGCAGGAUCCUCCAGCGUCUGCAACCCCAAACAUCUGAACUUUCCACAAGUUUUGCCCAGUGGACAACUAAGAUUGACAAAUUUGUGAUGAAAACAAUGAAUAAGUCUUGUAAAAAUGGCAAUGUUUAUCAGGACACUGUGGGUGACCUGCUGAGGUUCAUCCGGAAUUUGGGAGAGCACAUUUAUGACAAAAGGAAUAAAAAGAUGCAGUCAAGAAUUGGAGAACCUUCCCAGUAUCUUCAGGAGAAAUUUCCCGAUCUGGUCAUGUAUGUCUAUAGGAAACUACAGAACACAGAAUACACAAAGCAUUUUCCAAAACCUCACAUCUAAAUAAGCCUAGGUGUGAUGGAGGUGGUGGUGGUGAGCAGGCUGGCCAGCCCUAGUGCCUUUUGAAUUCAGGGAAGUACUUUUUUGCUGUGGAAUCCUGGGCGAGUCACAACUCUUUGAGCCUCUUGACAUUUUUUUUUUUUUUGGCCACACCAUGUGGCGUGUGGGAUCUUAGUUCCCCGACCAGGGACUGAAGCCAUGCCCCCUGUAGUGGAAGCACGGAGUCCUAACCACUGGACCACCAGGGAAUUCCCUGGGCCUCUUGACUAACCUGGUUGCUUGUGAGCAAUGAAUUGGAUAGCUGAUGUGUCAGUUCCUGGUGCCGUGCUCAGCAUUCUCCACGUUUACAACAAAAAAAGCAUAUGCUCAAACUACUCUAGUCCUUUUUAAGGGUAAAGCUUAGUGGCAGGAGCUGGGAGAGCAUCCUGCUAAGAUUCCUCUUGUCAACUGCACCAAAGGAGUGAGUUCCUAAACCUCUAAUGCUUUAUGUUUUCAUCAAUUAUCUCAUGUAAUUCUCCCAACAACCUUGCAAGAUAAGAUUAAUAUCCCCUUUUAGGAACUGAAGAGCCUGAGAGACUCAGGGAAAUUGAACUACUUGCCCCAGAUUAUACUACUUGCACAGAGCGCAGUAUAAAUGGACGUGGUGUGACUGUUACCUCUCACUCGGCACCUUAGAACUUAAUUACUAGCUCAGAGCUCUUCUACAUGAGAUCCAAAAGGUCAAAUGGGCUCUGGGUGGCUCAUUCAUUCAUUCAAUAUUUGUUGAGCACUAACUAGUAUAAGUCUAAGCACCGACGGUAUGAAAUGCAUUCCUUCUAGAAUCACCUGUGUUGGUUUUCUAUUAUGUUAAGGCUGUAUUUCUCAACUGUAGGCAAUCUUGCCCUUCAGGGACCAUCUGGCAGUUAAAAUGUCCAUCAACGCUGAGGGUAGGGGGUUGUACUGGCAUCUAGUAGAUAGAGGUCAGGGAUGCUGCUGAACAUUCUAUGAUAUGCACAGGAUAGCACCCCCGAAACACAGAAUUAUCCAGAAGAACAGAAUUAUCAGUGACACUGAGGUUGAGAAAUUCUGCCUUAGUGGGCUGUGUUACCUUUGAACUGGCUGGGAGCCCAGAACUGUGGAUUCUGUGGCUCACCUCACAGAGGCGUGACUCGAGUUUGAUGUCUUGCUUUUGGAUCUGCAGUGAGACAGGUCCAGUUUCACUCCCUCAGGAAGUCCUCUGAAUGCCCUCACUUUCCACACCCCUGUCUGAGUGUCCUCUCUGGCUCCCUAGCACCCAUGGCCACACCAGAGCAUGUUUCUCUCCACCCAGAGCAUAAUUCUUCCCCACUGGAAUGAUAUACAUAUAUAAUUGGCUCCUUAGGACCAAUGAUAUAUAUAUUUUUUUGAUGUGUAUCGUACAGCUUAGCAAAAUGUCUGCCACAUGGUAAUGGCCAAUAAAUAUUCAUUGAAAAAUGAAUGAUCCAUCUUCAUACAUGAGUAAUAAUGCUAGGACACAUUUUGAUGGUGUUUUAUAACUUAUAAAUUAUACCUGCAUAUUUUACUUCUUUAGUUUUCAAAAUAAUCCUGUAAGAUAAGUGUUGUGAUCCUCAUUUUGCAGAUGAGGAAACCAAGGUUAGAGACGUGUUGAUUUACUCUAAUGCAUAGGAAGAGUCACUGUCUGAAUUUGAAAAGAUUUUCUGGUAUGAAGUCUGAUGUCCUUUCCAGUUAUCCUCACUGUGGUGGUGAAGAUGAAGCUUUGUAAUGAGAGGAGCUGGGAGAAAAAACAGUAUCUUAGGUUCUUUCUGAAAAGGAGAUGGUCUCGACUUCCCUGGUGGUCCUGUGGUUAAGGCUCUGCACUUCCAGCGCAGGGGGUGCGGGUUCGAUCCCUGGUUGGGGACUAAGAUACCAUAUGCCACAGGGCAUGGCCAAAAAUAAAUAAAUAAAUAGAAUUUAAAAAGGAGGUGGUCUAAAAAGGGUGUCACUGAAUGAAAUUAACAAGUACUGGAAGAAACAAACUUAAGACUUUUCUUUAAGGUUUUAGGAGCAGCAAGGUUGCUUUAAGUUUUAAAAGUAAGAUUUGUUUUUCUGAUUUGUAGUGAGUACUUGGAUAUGACAAUCAAAUGCCCAUUU
This is a messenger RNA of Mesoplodon densirostris (Blainville's beaked whale), 4545 nucleotides long. RefSeq names its product ribonuclease L (gene RNASEL). The transcript has 7 exons. The coding region runs from base 280 to 2439 and encodes 719 amino acids. Lineage: Eukaryota; Metazoa; Chordata; Mammalia; Artiodactyla; Ziphiidae. Gene Ontology annotation, molecular function: RNA nuclease activity; RNA binding; protein binding. The record is from RefSeq and is a predicted model, not a curated record. Gene Ontology annotation, biological process: protein phosphorylation; defense response to virus; negative regulation of viral genome replication.